AUGAAUUUUAAAUCUACAUUAAUAACUGCUCUUUUAAGUGGUUCAAUUGCUUUUGCUGCUUCAAACUCUACAUCUACUAACAAUACGGUUCCAUCCUCUUGUAGCAUUGGUCCCAAAGCCACUGCAACUUCACAAGCUGACUUAGAUAAAUACUCCAGCUGUAAGACAUUGGUAGGUAAUUUGACCGUUACAGGUGAUCUGGGUUCUGCUGCCCUGGCUAAUGUAGAACAAUUAAAGGGUUCUUUAACUCUAAAUAAUGCUACCAAUUUGGUCAGUUUUUCUGCGGAUAAUUUAAAAACCAUCACAGGUUCUUUGACCAUGAGGGAUCUAACCAUUUUGACAACUGCCUCCUUUGGUUCUUUAGAAGAAGUUGACACCAUUAAUAUGAUCACUUUACCUGCUAUCUCUGAUUUUGCCACAAAUUUACAAAAUGCAAAUAACAUUUUAGUCUCCGACACUACAUUAGAAACUGUAGAUGGGUUUUCUACUUUGAAAAAAGUUAGUGUCUUAAAUAUUAACAAUAACAGAUACUUAACUUCCUUCAAUUCUGAUUUGAAAUUCGUCUCUGAUGCUUUAGAUUUUUCCUUCAAUGGUAACCAAGCCGCUGUAUCCUUCGAUAAUCUAGUCUGGGCCAAAAAUAUCACUUUAAGAGAUGUUCAAGCUGCUUCCUUCAAAUCCUUACAAUCUGUUAAUGCCUCUUUGGCCUUUAUCAAUAAUUCUAUAUCCAAUUUAACUUUAUCUAAAUUAGCUACUGUUGGUCAAACUUUUUCGAUCAGCUCCAAUGAAGAUUUAACUUCUUUACAUUGUUCUAAUUUGACCACUAUUGGUGGUGGUUUUGUUGUUGCUAAUAACACUAAAUUAAGAGUCAUAGAUGGUUUCAAGAAUGUAGCUACAGUAGGUGGCGCAGUCGUGAUUACUGGUAAUUUCACUGAAUUAGAUUUACCUAAAUUAAAGUCUGUCAGGGGUGACGCAACUUUUGAGACAACUUCUGGUAAUUUCUCAUGUAGCCCAUUCAAAAAUUUGCAAAAGAAGGGUGCCAUUCAGGGUGAUUCUUUUGUUUGUAAGAACGGUGCUAAAUCAUCUUCUUCAGUAGUAUCUUCCGUCACUUCCAGUGGCAAGAAAUCUUCAACUAUAUCAACAACCUCUACCAGUUCCUCUUCUAAAUCUACUUCUAGCACCAAAUCCUCCUCAUCUAGUUCGAAGUCAAAGGGUGCUGCUGCUCAAAAUAUUGUCGCUUUUAACUCCUUUUUUGGUAUCUUUAGCACUAUAAUCGCUGCUGUACUUUUAUAG
Molecule: messenger RNA, 1290 nt
Organism: Arxiozyma heterogenica
Lineage: Eukaryota; Fungi; Ascomycota; Saccharomycetes; Saccharomycetales; Saccharomycetaceae
Gene: ECM33
Product: Ecm33p
Exons: 1
Coding region: 1-1290 (429 amino acids)
Biological process (GO): fungal-type cell wall organization
Cellular component (GO): plasma membrane; fungal-type cell wall
Source: RefSeq, a predicted model, not a curated record